Messenger RNA from Siniperca chuatsi (mandarin fish), 10672 nucleotides. Its product is annotated as calcium-binding mitochondrial carrier protein SCaMC-3-like. Gene Ontology annotation, cellular component: mitochondrial inner membrane. The transcript is spliced from 10 exons. Gene Ontology annotation, biological process: transmembrane transport. Gene Ontology annotation, molecular function: ATP transmembrane transporter activity; calcium ion binding. Lineage: Eukaryota; Metazoa; Chordata; Actinopteri; Centrarchiformes; Sinipercidae. The record is from RefSeq and is a predicted model, not a curated record. The coding region runs from base 1111 to 2574 and encodes 487 amino acids.
UCUAUAGGAAAAGUGCAAUGAGGUAACUUCUGUUAGGAACGGGCGCUAUAUAAAUAAAAGUGAAUUGAGGCUUUUAGCAAAAAAAAAAAGUAUUUAAAGUAUCAAAAGUACUCAUUAUGCAGAAGGGGGCCAUUCAGUGUUCUAUUAUUAUAUUAUUGAAUCAUUAUUAUUAAUGUAAUAACACACUAUAUGCUCGCUUGCUGUAUAUGCUUUUAAAAAAAAAUAUAUAUAUAGUUUUUAAUGAUUUGCUUACUAGAGAAUAUGGUAAACUCCAUAUAAACAAAUCAUAAAAUACAGACUGUGUGAAAGUUCUUAGUUGUAGAAUGUAAACAACCGACAAGGUCACAAAAAGGAGAUUGAAAUUCUGAUUUCUCAUGUGAAAAGUAACUAAAUAAUAGGCCUGACUACAAUACCAGCUUAAUAAAGCCGAAACCUCUGCCUCAUUAACCUAUGGUUAUUAGACUAGACACUCCUCCUGAGCUCCCGAGUGCUUUCAGUGCGGUGUGCCUCUCGGUGUGCCUCUCGGUGAAAAAGCUGAACUUCUCGUCCACACAGUUGUAGGAGGCCACAUGCUUAGAACUCCUCUCUCACCGUCCUCGCGCUGCGGUGCGGCGUACGAGCUGCUGUGAGCGCGCGCGCUGAAGAUGCAGUGCGUAUCAUAUCGCGUGAUGCCGCAAAGCCGCGCGGCGUCCGCGGGAGUGGGUGGAUUCCUGUGUGGAGGUAAAUGCGUUCAAGUUGACGGUGGUUUGGGAUUUCUGACUUUACUGAUUGUAAAAUACAAAUAAUACGCAAAGCCUGUAUAACCUGACGGCAUUCAUAUGCAGCGGUAAAACCGGCGGCUCAUUCGCGAGUUCCUCCUGUGACGGAAACUUUAAUUCAUCUGAAUGAGUUAAUGGAUUUGCACUUAGGAGGGGGUAAUUGUAACUGACGCGGGGAUUAAUGUCAGGAGAGCUCGUCUAAGCCGGCAGAAGAAGCGGCGAACAGCGCUCCGUUCUGUUACCGAGCCACACACAGACAUCGCGCUCCCUGCGGCUCCGACAGUGUUAUGCUCGGUGGUGAAAUCAGCAGUCCACCACGACCAGUACAGAAAACCGGCUUUCUCUCUUUCACAUGGGCGAAGACGAGGAGCGGUUCUGCGCCCAGACUCGCCACGGAGGAAACGGAGGAAACGGAGGCAGCGGAGCGUCUCUGGACCCGGACAGAGAGAGGAGGUAUGCGGAGCUGUUCAAGCAGCUGGACUUGAAUGAAGAUGGCAGGGUUGACAUCAAUGAACUGAGGACCGGACUGGCAGCUCGCGGUUUACACCGGGGAGAGGCAGAGGAGAUAGUCCUCGAGAGCGACAUCAACCAUGAUGGUUUGCUGGAUUUCCAGGAGUUCUCCCAGUACCUCUGGGUGCAUGAGAAGAGGCUGUGGCUCAUGUUCCACAGUCUUGACCACAACAACGAUGGUCAAAUUGAUGUGGGGGAGAUCCAGCACUCACUGCACAAGCUUGGUGUGAAGGUCACCGUGGAGCAGGCCUCCAGAAUACUGCAGAGUAUGGACAAGGAUGGCACUAUGACCAUUGACUGGUUUGAAUGGCGUGAUCACUUCUUGUUCAACCCUUUCCACAACAUGGAGGAGAUCGUCCACUACUGGAAACACUCCCAUAUGUUUGACAUAGGGGAACAUCUGACGGUGCCAGAUGAGUUCUCAGAGCAGGAGCGGCGUUCAGGUCUGGUGUGGAGGCAGCUGGUUGCUGGAGCGAUGGCAGGGGCUGUGUCCCGGACAGGAACUGCUCCUCUGGACCGCCUGAAAGUCUUCCUACAGGUACACGGUUCUACGUCUCGGGGGAUUAAUCUGUGGUCCGGACUGAGAGGCAUGGUCCAGGAGGGAGGCGUCUUCUCACUCUGGAGGGGAAAUGGCAUCAACGUCCUCAAGAUUGCCCCUGAAUCUGCCAUUAAGUUUAUGGCCUAUGAACAGAUCAAGUGGCUGAUCCGAGGCAGUAAAGAAGGGGGCAGUUUGAGGGUACAAGAGAGGUUCAUUGCUGGCUCUCUGGCAGGAGCUACCGCCCAGACCAUCAUCUAUCCCAUGGAGGUGCUGAAGACUCGUCUUACAUUAAGGAAAACGGGACAAUACUCAGGUAUAGCUGAUUGUGCCAAACAGAUCCUGAAGACAGAGGGUAUCCAGGCUUUCUACAGGGGCUACUUGCCAAAUACGCUGGGCAUCAUCCCCUAUGCUGGCAUCGACUUGGCUGUGUAUGAGACUCUGAAGAACGCCUGGCUCCAGAGGUACUGUGUAGAUUCAGCAGAUCCAGGAGUUUUGGUCCUGCUGGGCUGUGGUACCAUCUCCAGCACCUGCGGCCAGCUGGCAUCCUACCCCCUCGCUCUCAUUCGAACACGUAUGCAGGCACAAGCCAUCACUGAGGGUAAACCCAAGCUGACCAUGGUGGGCCAGUUCAAAUACAUCAUAUCUCAUGAAGGUGUGCUGGGCCUUUAUCGCGGCAUCACCCCCAACUUCCUCAAAGUCAUUCCAGCUGUCAGCAUGUCCUACGUGGUGUACGAGCACAUGAAGAAAGUCCUCGGGGUGGGUUACUAGACUGAGACAAAGAAGAGAGGUUAAUGACAAAAAGGACAGAGAAAGCAAAGACUUCAUUAUACGUGUGAGAAGAAGCAGAGGAGAGGUGAUGAUGCAGCUCCUCAGACGUCUGAAGAAAAAGAAGAGAGAGAGGAGAAAAGAGCCAUUUAACAGAAUGGGAUGGUCCUGCUGUACAGUAUGCUACUGUUGACUCAGUCAGGUUCAAGCUUGUGUAGCUUGCGGAUAGUUUGCAGGUAGAUCAUAUUCAUUUGUUGAAUUUGAGAAUGAGGUUAAUGUUUGUCCAUUUUGACACCAUUAUGCCAAAUACAUACAGGAAAUGCAUUUACUCCCAGUAUAUUUGGAUUUUAACCAAUGUCUUGACUUGGUCCAACGCACACAGUCAAACAAUAAAUACAUUUUAAUGCAAGUAUGCAAGUUGGGGUCACAUAACGUUCUGAAAUACUACCUAUAAUGUUCGCUGGUCAUAGGAAGGCUGAACUACCCAACAGUACAAUUACACCGUUCAUGUUACAAAGUAAUCUGCCAAGAAUUGUCCAGUGCAGAGUUGCUGGAUGGCAUUACAUUGUGUUGUGGUAAAAGAUGAACCAGGUCUAACAGUUUGUUGGACGUCCCUGCUUGCUUUUGCUGGACCCCUCUGCAUGAGGAACUCCACUGUAUCAAUGCAGUGGUGUCACUGAAAUGAAUGAGGGGGCUGUGUAUUUUUCAGGCAGCGCUGAUGUCGGUCUGAACACAGCCUUAAAGUCCCUGAAAGCUUUGCCUUAUGUAUUUCAUGAUGACAUUAAAUAUUUUUGACUAAAUGAGCAGCCAUCAAAAUUAAAAUUCAGAAAAAAAACAUCCUUAGUUAAGAGUUUAACAGUCAAAGCUCUACAUAAGCAAACAACUCACCAGCUGGCAUCACCUUUUAAUUUAAAAUGCUGCUAAAUCCUGAUUGGUGCUCAGAUGUACAUGACAUUGCCUAUUUCUCACAUGAGCCUCACCCACUUCCAACCAGUGAAAAUAGCACAGGCAAAAACAUGCAGAAAAUCUGCCAUUUGAAGUGACCAAAAUUGUCUGAACUUUGGCAGAAAAACUUGUGUUCAUGUAGGAAUCCAUCAGUCAGAGUAGGAAGCUGACAGAGAAAAUGUGUUUUCAGGGGCUUUAAGGCUUAGAAUAGCUUCUAACUGGCUGAUUUAGGAGAAAGUCAUUCUUCAUUUUGACAAGUUUUUGGUCUAAAAGUCGUUUCAGACAAUGAGUGGUUGCCACUGUUGUUUCCAGUGUGAACUGAGCUUUGUGGCUGGAGCGUCUUGUCCCCGGUGUGAAACCCAAGUGACAUCACAGAUCUCUGUGUGUCUGGCUGACAUCUCAGUGUCACCACGUGAAGCUCGACCUCGACGAGACUGAGCUUCCAGGGAAGGCAUAUCCUGUCCAUGACCUCUCCAUUACUAUUUACCAACUGUCCUUCGCUGCGAACAUCGCUGCGACAACCCACUCCUGCAGAUUCAUCCUCCACCUGUUCCUCCCCCAGGAGGGUGGUGCAGGUUCUUGUCAGCUCGCGCCGAGACUACUGAAAUUCGCUCAUGGCUGGUGUGCCUGCAUGUGCCUUCCGACCUCUGCAGCUCACCCAGAAUGCAGCAGCUCGGAAGGUCUUCGACCUACCCAACUUCUCCCACACUACCCCGCUCCUCCGCACCCUGCACUGGCUGCUCGAAAUCGAUUCAAGACACUGGUACUUGCCUAACAUCACAGGGUUUUUCCUGGCUCAGAAUGGGCCUUUUGGGGGGUUGGCUACGCACAACACUAUGCAUGAUCAGUCUGCAUAAACUUAGGGCUGGGUGAUUAUGGCUUAUAAAUAAUAUCUUGAUAUUUUUUAUGCUAAUAUAUUGUGUGAUAUACAAUUUAUAUCUCAAUAUACACAUUUUCUCUAAAAUAACAUAUACCGUAAAUUCUCAACUAGUGCAAACAUAUGAUGAUCUUAUAGACCAUGAUGCAUUGCUGUAGAUGAAACUACCCAUCAGUAUAUAAAGUAGUUAAAAUGAGCUCCACCUUAAAAAUCAGUAAAAUGCAACAUACACAUUAAUGCAGCAGGAAUAUUAAUCCAGAAACAUCAUAUAGGAAAAUAGUAAAAUACUGACAAUGACCAUUUUACUGCGCAAACUUUACGUAUAUUUUGACAAACUUUUACCUUAGUACGGUUUAGAAUGCAGAACUUUUACUUGUAGUGGAGUAUUUUCACAGUGGGGUUGGUGUUAGUCCUUUUGGUUAAGUAAUGGACCUGGACCCCUUCUAGCUCUGGUACACCCUAACUGCACCUGUGUGUUACCGGCCUUUAAGAAAAGUAGCCUUGUGGGUUAGUGAUGGGCAAAGCCCUUCUUUUCAGUGUAAUAGAAUCAUUAGAAUCGUUCAUUAAAAAGAUCCGUUCCAAAGAUUCGUUCGCCGAGUCGCUCAGUGCUUGACCGGAGCUCUGACUGCGUAGUCCCACUCGCUGAACUGAAACACGGCUGAACGUUCAGUUCAGCUCGCUAACUAGUGAACUAAGAACAGUCGUUCGUGAAGGAUAAGCUGGUGAGCUGAGAAUUUAGUUGGAUAAAAAUACAGUUUGCAAACUAUUAUGUACAGCACAUAUAUUUUUGCAACACCUUAUUAUUAAAUUAAAUAUUUGGUCCUACUUCAAUACAUGAGAAGGAAGGGAGAGGUGCGGGCCUGAGGACUCAGCAACUGUCAGCACUCAGGGCUCAUGUUCACUGUGUAGUAUGAUCAGUGAACAUGCACCUUUCCCUUGCAGUGAAGGGAUCUGAGACAGUCUCAGGCUCAGCCACCGUUUCUCAUAUUGCAGGUUUCACCACGCAUUUUAAACUGCAGCGACACACUCACACACACCCACACACCCACACACACACACACACAGGUCAGUGUUUAUACCGGAAAAGGUAACAAAACAAAAACGUGCACACACACACCCAUACAGUGAGUGUAUCCUUCUAGCUGUCCUCUUUUCAGAACAGUGAGGUUAUGUGUGUGUUUUUGAAUUAUUGCAGCUAAAUGUUAGCCAAAUCAGGUGUGUGUUAGCUGUCUUGAACACACCCCAUUUCUCCUGCGAACAAAUAACUUGAAUCACUCACUGAGCGUGUCCCUGCAUGUUGGCCUGUAUAACUGAGAGCUCAACUGGACUGACUGAGAAUCGCUUCAGGAAGUGAUUCGGUCCAGUUCAUUCACCCAGAAAAUUCGUUCUUUUGAACAAAACUUUCGCAAACGAGACAACACUAUUGUGGGUAACCUGUGUGUGUGACAGAGUGUAGCUGGUUUGUUGUGAACGUGAUUCUUUCCAGGUGUGUGAGGGGUAGUGGUGUUACUUUAGUCAGCCAUAAAGUGUCCAGAUAAGCUCAGGUUGCAGUAUAUUAGUUACGGAAAGGCUGUGUGUUGUGUUUGCUGCCACAGGAAAAUAAUAAAAAAAGUCCCAGUUUGUUACUACGAUGUCUUCUUCUUCUUCUCCUCUUCACAGCUAGCUGCCAGCUGCCAGUAAGGCUAAUGUCAAUUAAAAUAGCCUAAAACCAGAGGUCUCCCAAAUACGUUUUGGAGCUGGAAGCUGCAGGUUGAGUAAUCAGAGUGAUCAGAUGAUUGAUCGUGUUUUCUCGUGAUUUUUUUGCGGAAAUUCAGAAAGGAUUUUUUUGCUAUUUUGCUAUAUUGCUAUCAAUUCUUAUCAUUUUGGCGCUGGUGAUUUUCCUUUGCCGCUGGCUAAAACCUCUUUGGGGGACGGCAAAAAUUACUCUAUGCAGGAAAAACCCUGCCAUCAUCCAGGACAUGGUCAAACCAUACACCCCAGCCCACUACGCUCUGCUACUGCCAAUCAGCUUGCUACUCUCUCACUACGAGGGGGGGCCCAGCCAACGCGCAACAAAAUCACGACUGUUUGCGGUCCUGGCUCCACAAUGGUGGAACGAGCUCUCCACUGACGUCAGAACAGCAGAAACUCUACACAUCUUCCAUCGCAGACUGAAAACUCAUCUGUUCAGACUGCGCCUUGGGCCAUUAAAACAUAUUAGAUAAAGCCUUUCUCUAUCUCUUAUUGUCUCUAAAUGCAGCACUUGAAGCAGUUCAGCGUAUUUGAUGAAGUUGAUGUACUUGAUGAUUCUCGCAAUUUCUGGGUUGUAUCCACUGGGUUGAAAUGCACUUAUUGUAAGUCACUUUGGAUAAAAGCAUCAGCUAAAUAAAUUUACACCGGCAGUGAACAUUUGAAUGAAUAUAAAUGGUCCUGGAGCAACACCAGCUUUGAUGUGUGAUUUCCAGUCUGGGCCAGCAAACUAUGUUAACCCUUUCUUCUAUUUGAAGCUACAACCCACUCUGUCACGUGAUGAGACUAGAGGUAGUGGAUGGCGGGAACAUGGAGGUUGUUGGUAGGAACUGACCUAACCAGAAACCAUGGUUGUGCCUUGUUACCACUCAUUCAAAGUAGAGAACACUGACAUCAACAGGCAACAGACGUUGCUCACUGUCUGAAAGCUCCUUUAGAGUAAUUCAGAAAGUAUUUUAUCACUAAAACCAGUUCCUAAAUCAGUGAAGGGUUUAGACAGAAGGAACUCUUAGUAAGUCAGAUUUAUGGCCUCUUUAGUUAAAUAACACUUCCUGAAUAUAGCCUCAGGUAUAUUGCAAAAUGCAUUCUCCUAUGUCCGUUACACUUUCAUUUAUGGCCGUAGGCAGCAAUGAGGUCACAGAGGUCCGGACCUCGGUAAUUCAUUCCUAAAAAAAAUAAAUAAUUCUUUUUAUAUAAAAGAAUUUGAAUUAAAAGAAAAUUGGCGCUAUAUAACAUAUAUAUGUAAUCAGGAGUUGAAAACAUCUGGUCAUCUAUCCUUUAAGCGUCUGAGCUGAACAGCUCUCGUUACAUUACAGUACUGUCCUCUCAUUCUAUUCAGUCCGUGGGCGAGGGGGCUGCAACCUACAUACUUACCACAAGAUCAGUCAACACUGUGUUUGAAUACAGGUUGCACUUUCAAAGCACACAUGACUGGCCUUACCAAUAUGGUAUUGGUAAUAUGGAUGAUACAAAUCCUCUUAGGUAAUUUAAGAACAAUGGAGAAUGGCAAUGAUAAGGACGGCUGCUCCGGUUAUAUAGCCUACCUCUCGAAGCAAGACUGGUCAGUGCCCUGAAUGAUCGGCCUCACUAUAACCUUCCGACUGUAUUCCACCUGACCUGCACACUCAAAACAAGUAACUACGACUUACGCCGGGAACAGAAGCAGCAACUGAUCUGAGAUCAAGAUCUGAGCUCACUAACUAUUAACCUAAAUGCUUUCAAAACAUGACAUGUCCAAACGUUUUCACACAGAAUCGAUUGACCCUUCGCUAAGCCCCGUCCUCCUCACUUGUUAAGCUUUCCGUUCUCGCACUAGUUUACAGCGAUACCGGUGGCAGAUUUAACAUUGAAGUUCGCAGUCAUUUUUGAAACACCAGGUCUUCAAUUCCACAGAGAAGUAAACAAAAGCAGGCUUCUCAUUUCUAGCUGACAGCCGUGGAUUUUCACGACUCUCAAAAUUCUCUUUUGUAAUUUAGCUAGCUAAUGUAAGCUAAUGAUAAUGCUUAAACUCCUUGAGUCAGCUGGGAAGUGUGUCUCCAGCUGACUUUUUAAUGUUUCCAUCUGAUACAUUUUAAAAUGAGAGCCCUGUAAAAGGGUCUUAAAUAUGUAAAUUGACUUAAUGGCUGCAUACUUGAUAUGAUGCUAAAAGACUGAGGCUAAAGCUACAUGUCCCAGGCACAACAUCAGCAUCCUCGCCAGUUGUUGAUUCAUGUAAAGGACUUGUAUAACAUUACAAGGAUUGUUAGUGUAUUUCAGUGUAGAGCUAAUUAGCCCCAUGGUAUUAAAACUAUAAUGUUACAAUAAUAAAAUGUAAUCAAAAUGUAUUUCUAAAGUCCUAGCUACGGGCCUGCUUUCAUUGCAGUAGACUGUAGUUUUCUGCUCAACAGGCGUGAAAGCCUGACUGCUUCCCAUGUAGAAACACAGUAUUAUCAAAACAGACAGGACAGAACACUUAUAUCCACAGAAGUGCUUCAACACAGUGAUAUAGACAUGCAAUCUGACAUUAGCUACAUGGUGGUAUCUCAAAUACAAGUGCAGCUUUUAUUCCCAAAUAUUUCAUGUGCUGAAGACACUUUACAGCGUUUGUCUGGUCUGACGGUGCUGCUUAUGGCUACCCAUGUUUAACCCUCAGCGUCUCAGUGCAAACAGUGGUAGAACAAGGAAUGGGAAAUGGUACCAGUAGUCUGAGAGCAGUGAAGUAUUUGAACAGCAACACACUGGUGUUUAGUUUCUGUGCUUUAAUCAUUUGACUUUUAAAUGAUACAUAGUGUAGGUUUCAGGUUAAAGAGACACUCCUUGAGUUUAUGAAAUAUUGAUGUCCAAAUACUUAAAAGGCUCAGGAUAGUUGUUACUCUUGAGGUGUAAGUCAGUGGGCUCUAGUUUCAUGGCGGUGUAGUACAGCAGAAUGUGCAAAGCCAGCAUACAAGACUGAAAAGUUGGAGCUAAUUAAAGAUAACGAGCUGUGUGGGUUGUCCCUCUGCCAGCCUCCUCAGCUGUCGUCACAGUUUAAAGGUUCACCACUGACAUCUGUCAGCCUCCAGACAAACUCAUAUUUACCUCCAGCUGCUGACGGAGUCACUAACUGAUAUCUCCCGCUGUUGUAUUUAUCCAACUUUAACAAUCCCAACUUAAGGUCGGCUUCCAGCCAUGUCACCCAGUCUGCAUCCGCAGACGCAGUUUGCUCGGUUGUCAUAGAGAUGGAUCCGUUCACAUCCUUGGCUGUUGUAGAACUUCUCGUCCAUGCUGGCUUACAUUGAAGGUAACCCAUGGAUCCUACAAACAAAAGUUAUGUUUAUAUUCAGUGUUACUCACCAAACACAUUGUGUGUAUCCUUGAGGUCAAACAAAUGUGCUGAAUGCAUUUCCUUCCUCAUUAAACAUUUGCAAAGCUGAUUUUUUCAGGUUUUAAAAUCCAGCAUUGUUUCCAUCCAUGUUUACUUGCUUGCUGUCUUCUUCUUCCCUGCCUUCGCUGGCUCACUGCAGCAUACCUUGGAGUGUUACCGCCCGUAGAUCAGUGGAAUACUGUGAAACUGUUGGCACAACUAGAGGUCAAAAACUCUACAUGGAACAUUUAAGCAUCAAAGUUCAUUCGUGACCAUGGAAUUAGUACUUUGAACAAAAAAAUCCAACUCAAGCUCUACUUACUAGCUUCUGGAGCUUUCAACCAUACCACAUGAAUAUUCAUCAUUUUGUUAUGUUUGCAGUAUUUUUAUAAGUCAAGGAGAGGGUCCAUUAGAGGGCCUUUAUUAGAGAUUUUGAUGGUAGAGAGAUGACAUAGAGGAAAUGAGAGGACAGAGAUUGGGACUGACAUGCAGCAAAGGUUCCUGGAGUUGAAUCAGGGACAUUGCGAUUCAUAGCUGGCACCACAGGGGUGCCCCCCCCUUUCCGCUAAACCUUAGCUGCAAGAGUCAGAAUAUGGAAUCAACUGCAAUUUUAGGGAAACAAAUGACUGCGUGUGUAUCUGUGCAUGAUUUUUUAUCAUAUUUAGGUAUAACUUGAAUAUGAAUUGCACAAAAGCUUUGUAUAGUAGUUUGUUGGUGCAGUUCUGUAGCAGCUGCAUGUAAAGGGAGUGGUGAUACACUCCCAUAAACUUUGAAUAUCAUUAUUUGCAUUGUAGGCAAAGACAUACUCAGUAUAAUCUAUGGUAUUAUGCUUAUGAAUGCCUAAUUCUCUGAAGAUUUUUUGUUUUCCUCCCUUGCAAGCAUACUUGAAAUGAUGACUACUUGUUGCCACUGGGGUCUUGCAAGCAUGACAUACAAUAUUUGUAAAGCAAGUGUGCAUGUUUCCAAGCCUUUUGUGAAAGUGUAGCCAGCUAGCUUCAGUGUUUGAGGACUGUAUUGCCUUUCUUCUGUGAGUUAUGUUCAAGCCAAAAGAAAGAGCUGUUGUUCUAUGGGUUUGAUAACAAACACCACAAAAAGAGCUUUCUAGUUUUGAGAAAUCAUAUAUGUCAGUUGAAUGUGUAUGUGCACUUUACAUGCCUCAGCGAUGGAAUUAAAUCUGUGACAUUGUACAAAUGAAUAAUUGUUCAGUAGUAAAUGAUGUGUCAACAUCA